AUGGAAUUGCAAGAAGAAAACAAGAAACCAGAAAUAAAAUUAAUUUCCUGGGACUUAGUCGGUAUUUGGUCUUUGGAUAUUCAAAUAGAGACAUGUGCUAUCUGUAGGAACCAUAUUAUGGAUACAUGUGUUGAAUGUCAGAAUGGAAUAGGAGCAGGCGAAGAGUGUAACAUUAGUUGGGGAAAGUGUGGGCAUGCAUUUCACACACAUUGCAUUGGUCGAUGGUUGAAUUCAAGAAAUAUAUGCCCACUUGACACACAGCCGUGGAUCUAUGAAAACCGAAGUCUAGACAAUAAGAAAAUGCAGCAAUAA
Molecule: messenger RNA, 312 nt
Organism: Vittaforma corneae ATCC 50505
Lineage: Eukaryota; Fungi; Microsporidia; Nosematidae
Exons: 1
Coding region: 1-312 (103 amino acids)
Biological process (GO): ubiquitin-dependent protein catabolic process; protein ubiquitination
Cellular component (GO): cullin-RING ubiquitin ligase complex; nucleus
Molecular function (GO): ubiquitin protein ligase activity; cullin family protein binding; zinc ion binding
Source: RefSeq, a predicted model, not a curated record